ACACGCCCCUCUGAGCGGCGUCCCGACGGAGACCCUAAGCAAGCGGGGGCAAAGUUUCAGUGUUUUCCAUUGAUGUGUACGGCACGAAAAUUAAAACAAGAAGAAUGCCGGCUCAUUGUGCGGCAUACAGUUGCACACUACAUCGGACGAUCAAGACAAGGAAACUUGGAAUAACUUUCCACAGAUCUGCAAGACCAUUCUGGGACACACAAAGGAGCGCUUCUCCUUCACCGACCAUCUCGUCUGUGCAACCUUGUUGCAGGGAGACAGGUUUGAAGAACAUCACGGGUCAUUUCCUGAAGAGGCACUGCAACGCACUUUGAAGGCCUACCCGAUGCUGAAUGGAGGCAAGCUGAAGACACAACGUGGUCUCAUCUCCAGCAAAGUAGAGUUCAGAGCCUGCUGUGGUGCACUGGACCUAUUCCAGUACUUGCAUACAACCUCUCCCUCACCCCCCUCUAACCUCCCCCCUCUUAGCAUUUACGAAGAAACGCCCCCCUCCAGAAACUUGCGUAGCACUCGUGAAGUUGUCUUUUACGGCUGGGUCCCCCUGGAUCUUUAUCUGCCAUUAUGUAAAAAAAGAUGAGCAAAACAAGUCGCCAGCGAACUACGAAGCUAUACCAAAGCAACACAUACAGAAAACAUGUAAGUCCAAGGCGUACGUAAUCUACGUAACUAGGCCUGAACCGGAAGAUUUUUGAUUGACAGGAAAGGGAGCAAACCAAACGCCUCGGUCCGAGCGCAUUGAUUGGCUGAUGUUUUUCAGGUCCUGCCAUCUCCACAGUUAUUUUUUUUAUUUUGUAUUCUUUUAGAGACCAUACAUACAAGUCCACUAAAGCUCUUCCCUCUGGCUGAUCUUAUUAAAUGCGACAUCGUUUAGAACUGAAUGAGACUUUGUCAGGAGUCCCCAUUGCGUAGCUCAGCAGGAGUAAGCAGACAGUUCUCAGACGAAACAAGACAAGUUUAGGGAAACCCGUUUGCUCCCAUUUGGAACGCCCUUUGUGCCUUUUAACAUCCAGAUGUAGCAGCUUAAACAAAGCAGAAGAGAACUGGUUAGAAUGGGAAAAGUGCACUUUCAGGCUGUUGCAUUUAUGAAAACAAGACACUCGAUUAUGUUCAACUCGUCGUCGUCCGAGCUCCAUCGGAAACCUCAUAAUUCCUGCAGGGUUACAUCGACCCAACAUUUUCUGAUAUGAGGGCUGAGGCUUGAUGGAUGAUUGCACUUCAGAGAUGUGUGUGCAUCGCGGUGGCAGUGGAGUUGGGGAUUAGUGGCCAAUUGAUCACUGCCAUUGGCUGGCAAACAACAAGCUGUCAUGGUGGACAUGAAGGCCAUAAAUCUGUCCGUGGGGAGCCGGCUGAUUGUGUUAUUUGGUGGCCGGGACCUGUUUUGGCUGAGUCUGAAAUGGGAGAGGUCUGGGUGUCAGGACUGAUUGUGUUUAGGCCGUUGGACAUUACAGGUAAUGAGAUUUGUGCUGUGACUGGGUGGGUGGGUCACCGGGUCUGUUUAGGGGUGGAGCACGAAGGGAGGCAAAGAAAAAGGGCAACUGGUUUCAUGGAGAUCAGCAAGGACAGAGUUUACACUCAAAACACGCAAGAAUUAAUGUCCAUUUAUAGCUAUUUGCCACUAAUACAUGUCAUUAAUUUUGCGUCUCCUCUCUUGUCUCGUUUUGGCUUUUUCCUCUCUGUUCUUCUUCUGUCUGUGGGUAUCUUUGGCUCCGGAGCUGCUUUCUUUCUGAUUUCUGACUCCAACAAUCUGCUCAGUGUUUGUUAUAUUGUCUGCUUUUUCUACUUGCUCAUUUUUUUUCUCUCCUCAGCUGGUUGAGGCAGAAGGUUUCCUAUCCCAAUUCUGGUUCUGUUGAAGUUUCUUCAUGUUUCAGGGGAGUUUUCUUCCUCUUCACUGUCCUCAGAGCUUCAACAAAGGAGGGGUGUUUAGCUGUAACCAUCCUGACCUCACUUUGUAAAGUGCCCUGAGAUGAUUUGGUGCUAUAUAAAUGGGCAUUUUUAUAUAAAUUGGGAAUAUUUGAAUCAAACUGAGUUUAUUGUUGGACUCUUAUUUUCGUCCUAUAAAUCAAUUUCAAGCAAACCAAACCCACACGGUUUUGAAUCUCAUGUUCUCCAGUUAAAAAUAAAACCUGAAGCUGGUUUUAUUUUUACUUUGUUGCUUAUUUACUUGAAAAUAUGAAACAAAAAUGUUUUCAGAGUCUUUGAAUGGCUGGUUUUCGCAUCUUUUUUUGACUCAUUUAUGGAGGAAGGUCCAUCCGUCACGAGCAACAUUUUUACUCUUUUGAUUAUUUAUUUUUUGCAUAAGAAAGCUGACAACUGUUGUUGUUCAUGAGUCACUCGAGCAUAAAAGCAAGAAGUUCUGUUGACACAUGUAAUGGCAACCAUCCCCCAUUUUAAAUGAAAUGAAAGGAAUAAUAAGCUCAUAAGUAACUGACAAAGAUUUUAAAAUUGUUUUCUUUUUUUAAUUCCUUUGAAUCAGUUAAGUGUUCAGUCAUAAAAUAUAGCUUUGUAUUUUAAAAAUAUCGAUUAAAACAAGAAGAAAUACAAACAUAUAAGAAGAUAUCUUAGAGUGAAGCAUCUUGAAUGUGUCUUAUUUGGAAAUCUUUACUUUUUUACCCCACAAAAGAAGAGUCUUCCAGGAAAAACAAAUCUUAAAUCAGGUGAGAAAAUACAGCAGGGAUGGGUGAGAGAGGGGGAGGACCAGACGAAUCCUGGGUGAGGAGGGAGGGAGGAGUGUGACGGCGAGGGGGGAGUGUUGGUGAUUGUUUCCCAUAUUUCAGGAGUGGUCCCACAGACAGACCUCCAUACGAGACCACCAGCUGCUCUGGUCUCUGUGGCCGUUAUUCCCGCCAAGUAGGGAAGGAGGGUUUUCUACAACUCCGGAGAUCCAGUUUAUCUCAUCUUUUUCUUCUUUAUCCUCAUCGCCUGUCUUACUGUGACUCCAUCUCUGUCCUUUUUACGUCACCUUUUUGCUCAACAUCUUUGCUUUGUUAACUUGCCGACAAAGGCUUUCAGAAAUAUGUUCAGCAUCAGCUUAGAGCAAACUGAAGAACAUCAGCUCUGGAAUUAAAUCAUCCAAACUGACACCUGGAGGAGCUUUUGUCUGCUCUUUCUCAAAGCUACCGGCUCUUCAUUACCAAAGGCUGACCACCCCUUCAUGCUGACAGAGAAGGUCCCUGUCGGCGUGAUGUCCUCAGUUGUAGCCCCAGAAAAACCCACCUCCAACACCAUGGGUCCCAAAGAGGUGGAGCUGAUCCUGGUGAAAGAGCAGAAUGGAGUUCAGUUCACCUCCACCACCUUAGUGGCUCCGAAUCAGAACCAGACUAACCCCAGCGGGGAGGAGAGGGAGACCUGGGGGAAGAAAAUCGACUUCCUCCUGUCCGUGAUCGGAUUUGCCGUGGACCUGGCUAACGUCUGGAGAUUCCCUUACCUCUGCUACAAAAAUGGAGGAGGUGCGUUCCUGGUACCAUAUCUGUUCUUCAUGGUGAUAGCAGGCAUGCCUCUGUUCUACAUGGAGCUGGCUCUGGGUCAGUACAACAGAGAGGGAGCAGCAGGUGUCUGGAAGAUAUGUCCCAUAUUUAAAGGUGUCGGCUUCACUGUGAUCCUCAUCUCCCUGUACGUUGGUUUCUACUACAACGUCAUCAUCUCCUGGGCUCUGUUCUACCUAUUCUCCUCGUUCACCAGCGAGCUGCCCUGGGUUCACUGCAACAACACUUGGAACAGUCCCAACUGCUCCGACUGGGCUGACAACAGCUCGGCCAGCGACAUUUACAAAGCCACGCCUGCUCAUGAGUACUUUGAACGAGCAGUGCUGCACAUUCAGGACAGUAACGGAAUCGAUGACCUGGGUCGUCCACGCUGGCAGCUGACUUCUUGUCUCGGUGUGGUGAUUGUUCUGCUCUACUUUAGUCUCUGGAAGGGGGUCAAGACCUCUGGCAAGGUUGUGUGGAUCACAGCCACCAUGCCCUACGUGGUCUUGACUGUGCUGCUGGUCCGCGGAGUCACUCUGCCUGGAGCCAGCGAUGGCAUUAAAGCCUACCUCUCCGUGGACUUCCUGAAACUCUGUGACGCCAAGGUCUGGAUCGAGGCAGCAACGCAGAUCUGUUUCUCGCUGGGAGUGGGGUUUGGUGUGCUAAUCGCUUUUUCCAGCUACAACAAAUUCGGCAACGACUGCUACAGAGAUGCCAUCAUCACCAGCUCCAUCAACUCUUUGACCAGUUUCUUCUCCGGUUUCGUGGUUUUCUCCUUCCUUGGCUACAUGUCCUACAAGCACAACGUGGCUCUGGAUAAAGUAGCCAGAGACGGUGCUGGGUUGGUGUUUGUCAUUUACCCAGAAGCCAUUGCAACAUUGCCUGGGUCAUCAGUGUGGGCGGUUAUCUUCUUCAUCAUGCUGCUGACUUUGGGCAUUGACAGUGCUAUGGGUGGGAUGGAGUCAGUGAUCACUGGGUUAAUUGAUGAGUUCAAAUUCCUCCACAAGCACAGAGAGCUGUUCACCCUCUUUAUUGUUGUCGCCACCUUUCUCAUAUCACUGUUCUGUGUCACAAAUGGAGGCAUGUAUGUGUUUACUUUGCUUGACCACUUUGCAGCAGGAACAUCGAUUCUCUUUGGAGUGCUUAUUGAAGCCAUCGGCAUCGCGUGGUUCUACGGCGUGGACCGUUUCAGUGAUGACAUUGAGGAGAUGAUCGGCAAGCGACCAGGCAUGUACUGGAGGCUGUGCUGGAAGUUUGUCAGCCCCUGUUUCCUCCUGUUUAUGGUCGUGGUGAGCUUUGCCACCUUCAACCCUCCAAACUACGGCCCCUACAUGUUCCCUCCAUGGGCCAACAUGGUGGGCUGGUGUCUGGCCAUGUCCUCCAUGGCCAUGGUGCCUCUGUACGCCAUCUACAAACUCUGCACGCUUCCUGGAAAGUUCUGCGAUAGGCUGGCUUAUGCCAUCACCCCAGAGACAGAGCAUCAUCUGGUCGACAACGGGGAGGUUCGGCAGUUCACUCUGCAACACUGGUUGGUGGUGUGAGAGCCACAGAAAGAGACAGACAAAUAGAAAGAGUGAAAGAAAGAAAGAAUGACCGUCUGAACACUGGGUGAAUGAGUGAAGCACAACAAAGGUCUGAAGAAGAGCCAUUUAAAUAGAUCCCAGUUGGUGGUGAGAGAAGUUUAAAAGUGCCAAGAAAAUUUAAAAAAGAAAAAAAAAAAACUCCAUAGAAAUUGUAGUGUUCUUUACUUUCCACGGUGGAUGUGUGAAGCUGUGCAUUGGUCCUCGUUAUUAUUUGUUUUAAUAUUGAUGGAUGGGAUUCAGUCAAAUAGUUCACGCCUGCUGUUACCUUAAAUGCUUCCCAGAAUGCAUUUCAUGUUCGUUUUCGUUUUGCUAGACGUCAGUGUGGAACGCUAAAACUGUGCUAAUGGAAACAGAAUGAUGUUUAGGUGCUCCACACAACAAUAGCAUUUUAUUUUCAUUUGUUUUUGUCUUUUUGACGUUCAUUUUUAAAUUUGCCAGCAAAUGUAAAGUUAUAGGUGGCCUUAAUUUUAUUAUUUUCCCAUCUGGAUGAAAAUUCACAAUAAAGACAAAAUGAAGUGAACACUGAAUCCCAGUCCAUACCAUCUUAAUGUAAUUAUUCAUUUACUGUUUUUAAAGACUGUUAUGAGUAUAAGCACUGUUAGAAAUUCCUCAAAAUUACACCUAAAUUGUUUACAUCGAGGUAAUUUACUGGAUUUAUUUCCUUUAGCAGCAAACACAUCAUCUGAUUCCGCUAAAGCAUAUGUAACCAUUAUAGAAAGUUAUGAAUCAUUACUUUCAAAUACCCAUGUUUCUGCUUUUAGUUUGAUUAAAUGGACCAGAGAAACCAGCUGGAUAGUGUUUGCAAGUGCUGAGUAAAGUAACACUGUCAUCUGUAGUGUUUUAUAUGAUGAUAAUAAUGAUGAUAAUGAUGAUAAUGGGUGACUGUGUUCCCAAAAUAUGAUAAAACAGCUGCCCUGGAGUCAUAUCAGUUUAAAAAGUGAACAAACAUUUCCUCCAAAACCUUCAAAUUAUUGUCACUGACAGCUGAUCAACCAAAGAAUACAUUGACCUCAGAAAUUCAAAUGUCACUUCCUCAAACAAGAAUAUUUUGCCAAGGGAUGUUCUUUCGUUUAAUCAGUAGACCGCUUGAUUGUUAACUUACGGACCGGAUCAGUCUCGGUGUCAGUGCGCCAAAUUUUUCCCCUCAGUGUUCCAGGGUUGGAAGCUAUGAUUGUCGCAUUUCCUCCAGAAAGCAUAAAGCUUUAAUUUUACCGUUUACACAAUCUUGUUCAGUAUUUCAAGACUGUUUUAAAAAAAAGCUGCUUUUGAUUGAACUGCAAAUGAAUCGUGUGUAAUGUAAUAAAUGAAGUAAUUUAAGUUAUAUAUCUGUGUAAGUAAAUGUCAUGUAGAAAGCCUUGUAUUGUAUUGUAUUGUAUGAUAUUGAAUAACAAGACCAACACGUAUAUAUAGCGAUAUACAUAUAAAUAUAUAUAUAUAUUAGCCUUAAGGAUCUUGAUGAGCAUUACAUGGAAGAUCAGUAGAAACUUUCUCUUUACUUUCACACAAACUUUUCUGUUGAAUCAGAAGCCACAAAACCCUUCCAGCUGGGUCAGCAAUGACUUGCUUUCUCCCCUAAUGGUACAUGUAACACACUGGAAGAUUAAUUUUGUCCCAAACUGUAUGCCUGUGCUGCUGUACUGUGCCUUGUGGUGUUUCUGACUGUAUGAUUUUGUUUUGUACCGUCAAACAAAGCAUAAUUAAUAAAAUUAUCACAUUUCAAAUGUA
This is a messenger RNA of Acanthochromis polyacanthus (spiny chromis), 6781 nucleotides long. It is a transcript of the gene slc6a3, whose product is annotated as solute carrier family 6 member 3. The transcript is spliced from 20 exons. Gene Ontology annotation, cellular component: neuronal cell body membrane; presynaptic membrane; plasma membrane. Gene Ontology annotation, molecular function: dopamine:sodium symporter activity; norepinephrine:sodium symporter activity. The record is from RefSeq and is a predicted model, not a curated record. NCBI's taxonomy places the organism in Eukaryota, Metazoa, Chordata, Actinopteri, Pomacentridae. Bases 3161 to 5014 code for a protein of 617 amino acids. Gene Ontology annotation, biological process: dopamine uptake involved in synaptic transmission; sodium ion transmembrane transport.